AUGGAUAUUCGCCUAGCACUUAUUUUGUGUAUUUGUUUUGCUGUUUAUGUUUCGGCUCUAUCAUUAGAGUCAGAUCGUUCUAAGAGAGAUGUCAUGGAUUCUGUGAAAUCUGCUUUGACCGAAGUUGCUAAGGCUGUGACCGAUGCUGGAGAUUCUGUGGCAAAGGCGUUUAAGCCCACGGAGAAAAGUAUCGUUGAUAAAAUGGCUGACGGGGUCAAAGGUCUAACAGAA
Molecule: messenger RNA, 231 nt
Organism: Brenthis ino (lesser marbled fritillary)
Lineage: Eukaryota; Metazoa; Arthropoda; Insecta; Lepidoptera; Nymphalidae
Source: the annotation of a GenBank genome assembly